This is a messenger RNA of Telopea speciosissima, 4371 nucleotides long. Its product is annotated as ABC transporter G family member 32. The transcript has 25 exons. Gene Ontology annotation, cellular component: membrane. Lineage: Eukaryota; Viridiplantae; Streptophyta; Magnoliopsida; Proteales; Proteaceae. Gene Ontology annotation, molecular function: ATP hydrolysis activity; ATP binding; ABC-type transporter activity. The coding region runs from base 41 to 4306 and encodes 1421 amino acids. The record is from RefSeq and is a predicted model, not a curated record.
UACUUCUAGUAACAAUCUCUCUGUGGGAGAUCUCAUCAUUAUGUGGGGUUCCUCGGAGAAUGUGUUUGCGAGGUCGAGCUCCUUCAGGGAAAACGAAGACGACGAGGAGGCCCUCAGGUGGGCUGCAUUGGAGAGGUUGCCCACUUACAAUCGAAUCCGCAGAGGUUUCUUCAGGAACAUUCUUGGGGAAAUCUCAGAGGUCGAAGUGGGUGAGCUUCAACUCCAGGAACAGAAGCUUGUGCUGGAUCGUUUGGUCAAUGCCCUCGAUGAAGAUGCCGAGCACUUCUUUUCUAGGAUGCGUCAGAGAUUCGACGCAGUGGAUCUUGAAUUUCCAAAGAUUGAGGUUCGAUUUCAGAAUCUGAAAGUUGAUACACAUGUUCAUACUGGAAGCAGAGCAUUACCGACUAUUCCCAAUUACAUUUUGAAUAUGACUGAGGCUUUCCUAAGGCAAUUGAGGAUCUUUCCCGGCAGGAGAAAAAAGUUGUACAUUCUAGAUAACAUUAGUGGCAUUAUUAGGCCUUCAAGGCUGACACUACUAUUGGGUCCUCCAAGCUCUGGGAAGACGACAUUGCUUUUAGCACUUGCUGGACGGCUUGGACCUGGUUUGAAGAUGUCAGGGAAAAUUACGUACAACGGUCAUGGUCUAAAUGAGUUCGUUCCUCAGAGGACCUCUGCUUAUGUUAGUCAACAUGAUUGGCAUGUGGCAGAGAUGACAGUGAGGGAAACACUUGAGUUUGCUGGACGUUGUCAAGGUGUUGGGAUCAAAUAUGAUAUGCUUAUGGAGCUCUCACGAAGAGAGAAGAGUGCAGGGACAAAGCCUGAUGAAGAUCUUGACAUAUUCAUGAAGGCAUUAGCUUUGGGGGGACAGAAAACAAGCCUUGUUGUGGAGUAUAUUCUAAAGAUUUUGGGCUUGGACAUUUGUGCCGAUACACUGGUUGGUGAUGAAAUGCUCAAAGGGAUCUCUGGAGGACAAAAGAAGAGGCUUACCACAGGUGAAUUACUAAUAGGUUCAGCUAGAGUGCUGUUCAUGGAUGAGAUAUCAACUGGGCUUGAUAGUUCAACAACAUAUCAAAUAGUCAAGUAUCUCAGGCAUUUAACCUGUGCACUUGAUGGGACCACGGUCAUUUCCCUGCUGCAACCAGCUCCCGAAACUUACGAGUUGUUUGAUGAUAUUAUUCUCUUAUCUGAAGGCCAGAUUGUAUACCAGGGGCCACGUGAUGCUGUUCUUGACUUCUUUGCAUUCAUGGGUUUUUCGUGCCCUGAGCGGAAAAAUGUGGCAGACUUCUUGCAAGAAGUCACGUCUAAGAAAGAUCAAGAGCAGUAUUGGUCUGGUCAAGGUCGCAAUUACCAGUACAUAACUGUGAAAAAGUUUGCAGAAGCCUUCCGUUCAUUUCGUGUGGGUAAAAAUUUGUCAGAUGAACUAUCUGUUCCAUUUGAUAGACGUUAUAAUCAUCCGGCAGCUCUUUCAGUAACUAGGUAUGGUGGGACAAGGGUUGAGCUUCUCAAGACCAGCUUCUCCUGGCAGACACUACUGAUGAAACAGAAUUCAUUUAUCUAUGUUUUCAGAUUUAUACAGCUUCUCAUUGUUGCUCUCAUCACAAUGACAGUACUUUUUCGGACAACAAUGCACCGUAACACAGUUGAGGAUGGAGGCUUAUAUCUUGGGGCUUCGUACUUUUCCAUUGUUAUUAUUUUAUUUAAUGGGUUUACGGAGGUUUCUAUGUUGGUAGCCAAGCUUCCGGUGCUUUACAAGCAUAGGGACUUGCAUUUCUAUCCAUGUUGGGUGUAUACACUUCCUUCUUGGGUGUUAAGCAUUCCAAUUUCACUUGUAGAGACUGGUAUGUGGGUGGCAGUUACAUACUAUGUAGUUGGAUUUGAUCCACAAAUAACCAGAUUCCUUCAGCAGUUUCUGUUACUGUUCUUUUUGCACCAGAUGUCCACAGCACUAUUCCGUCUUAUGGCUUCCUUGGGUCGAAAUAUGAUAGUCGCAAACACCUUUGGAUCAUUUGCAAUGCUGGUUGUCAUGGCUCUAGGCGGUUACAUCAUUUCCAGAGAUAGCAUCCCUAGUUGGUGGAUCUGGGGUUACUGGUUUUCUCCUCUAAUGUAUGCUCAAAAUGCAGCUUCCGUAAACGAAUUUCAAGGGCAUUCCUGGGACAAGAGAGCUGGUACCAACGGUAAUAUAUCAUUGGGUGAGGUAUUAUUGAAAGCACGCAGUUUAUUUACAGAGAGUUACUGGUAUUGGAUUGGUGUGGGUGCUUUGCUCGGGUAUACAAUUUUAUUUAAUAUCCUCUUCACAUUCUUCUUGACUUACCUAAAUCCUCUGGAGAAGCGACAGGCUGUUGUUUCUAAGGAAGAGCUCCAAGAGAGGGACCAAAGGGGGAAAGGUGAACCUGUUGUCAUUGAACUGAGGGAGUAUUUGCAGCACUCAUUCUCUUAUACUGGAAGGAAUGGUAAAGAGCAAAGAGGCAUGGUUCUUCCAUUUCAGCCUCUUUCAAUGGCUUUCAGAAAUAUCAGUUACUAUGUUGAUGUGAAUGUGGAAUUGAAGCAGCAAGGCAUCCUGGAAGACAAAAUGCAGCUGUUGGUCAAUGUUACUGGAGCAUUUAGGCCAGGGGUGCUCACUGCAUUGGUCGGAGUCAGCGGUGCUGGUAAAACUACCCUCAUGGAUGUUUUAGCUGGUAGAAAAACUGGCGGGCUCAUAGAAGGAAGCAUUUACAUCAAUGGUUAUCCCAAAAGGCAAGAAACAUUUGCGAGGAUAUCUGGUUACUGUGAGCAGAGUGAUGUCCAUUCCCCCUGCUUAACCGUUUGUGAGUCACUUAUUUAUUCUGCUUGGCUUCGGUUACCCUCUCAUGUCGACCUGGAGACACAAAGGGCUUUUGUGGAAGAGGUGAUGGAACUCGUAGAACUCACUCCAUUGAGUGGGGCCCUGAUUGGUCUACCCGGGGUUGAUGGGUUGUCUACAGAGCAACGGAAAAGGUUGACAAUCGCUGUAGAACUUGUUGCCAACCCUUCUAUUGUCUUUAUGGACGAACCAACUUCAGGAUUGGAUGCUAGGUCUGCAGCCAUUGUAAUGCGAACUGUGAGAAAUAUUGUCAAUACUGGACGGACCAUUGUGUGCACAAUCCAUCAACCAAGCAUCGACAUUUUUGAAUCUUUUGAUGAGCUUUUACUUAUGAAGCGUGGAGGGGAGCUCAUUUAUGCUGGUCCACUUGGAACCAAAUCCUACAAGCUUAUUAAAUAUUUUGAGGCAGUUGAAGGAGUGGCUAAGAUCAGGCCAGGUUAUAACCCUGCUACUUGGAUGCUGGAGGCUACUUCCACAUCUGAAGAAAGUCGGAUUGGUGUGGAUUUUGCUGAAGUUUAUCGAAGAUCUAAUCUAUUCCGGCAGAACAGUGAGUUGGUUGAAAACCUGAGUAAACCAAAUACUGAUUCAAAAGAUUUAAGCUUUCCAAGAAAAUAUUCCCAGUCAUUUUUUGCACAGUUUCUAGCUUGUCUUUGGAAGCAAAAUCUAUCCUAUUGGAGAAAUCCGCAAUACACAGCUGUUCGAUUUUUCUACACCGUCAUAAUCUCUUUGAUGUUUGGAACAAUUUGUUGGAAGUUUGGUUCGAAAAGGGAGACCAAUCAGGAUAUCUUUAAUGCUAUGGGGUCCAUGUAUGCAGCAAUCCUGUUUAUUGGGAUUACCAAUGCUACUGCUGUUCAACCUGUGGUCUCCGUUGAAAGGUUUGUUUCUUACCGAGAGAGAGCAGCAGGGAUGUAUUCAGCUCUUCCUUUUGCAUUUGCCCAGGUUGCCAUCGAGUUACCUUAUGUGUUGGUGCAAACACUUAUUUACGGAAGCUUAUUCUAUUCAAUGGCCUCAUUUGAGUGGGCCCUUUUGAAGUUCAUUUGGUACAUAUUCUUUAUGUACUUCACUUUGUUAUAUUUUACAUAUUACGGGAUGAUGACAACUGCAAUCACACCCAACCAUAAUGUAGCAGCAAUCAUAGCUGCGCCAUUUUAUAUGAUGUGGAAUCUAUUCAGUGGUUUCAUAAUUCCUCGCAAGCGGAUACCUAUCUGGUGGAGAUGGUAUUACUGGGGAAACCCCAUAUCCUGGAGUCUUUAUGGCCUUCUGGCAUCUCAAUAUGGUGACGUGUAUGAACCCAUGAAGCUUACCGGCACAGGCCAUUCUAUUCCCAUAAAACAGUUUCUUGAAGACCAGUUUGGCUACAGGCAUGAUUUCUUGGGGAUUGCCGGUAUUGUUGUUGUUGGCUUCGGUGUUAUCUUUGCAAUGAUUUUUGCUUUUGCAAUCAAAUCUUUUAACUUCCAAAGGAGAUGACAAAGUGGAGUCCUACAGACUGCAAUAUAUACUAGAUUGCUACAACAGUUACAACAUGACAGAUA